Molecule: messenger RNA, 710 nt
Organism: Morus notabilis
Lineage: Eukaryota; Viridiplantae; Streptophyta; Magnoliopsida; Rosales; Moraceae
Product: 60S acidic ribosomal protein P2B
Exons: 4
Coding region: 108-458 (116 amino acids)
Biological process (GO): translation; cytoplasmic translational elongation
Cellular component (GO): cytosolic large ribosomal subunit; ribosome
Molecular function (GO): structural constituent of ribosome
Source: RefSeq, a predicted model, not a curated record
CUUAAAAAAACCCUAGGAGCAACCUGUAAUCGUCAAAAACUCUCUACGCCCUUUACGCCCCCAAUCUCGUCGGAUCUAUAAUCUUCAAUUGUUUUGCUUGAACAGAAAUGAAGAUCAUCGCCGCGUACUUGUUGGCCGUUUUGGGUGGCAACACCAGCCCUUCCGCCGGGGAUUUGAAGGACAUUCUCUCAUCAGUUGGAGUAGAGCCUGAUGAGGGGAGGAUUCAGUUGCUCUUGACUGAAGUCAAGGGAAAAGAUAUCACAGAGUUGAUUGCUUCUGGAAGGGAGAAGUUGGCGUCUGUCCCGUCUGGUGGUGGUGCAGUUGCUUACUCUGCACCCGCAGGCGGUGCUGGUGGUGGUGCUGAUGCCCCGGCUGCGGCUGCUGAGUCGAAGAAGGAAGAGAAGGUGGAAGAGAAGGAGGAGUCUGAUGACGAUAUGGGUUUCAGUCUCUUCGACUAAAAACUUAAAGAUGUUUGCUUUCUUUCUUUCUUGUCCUGAGGUGUCUAUCUCAUUUUCGGUUGGAUUGUGUAGAUGGGUGCUUUGUCAUGAGUUUUUGGUCUGUAGUUGAACUUUGUUUUAGAUGCUUAGAUGAGAGUAAUUUGAGACAAUUCUGAGAUAAUUUUAAUUACUAUUGAAUUUCAUCUUUCCGGAGUUGUGGUUGCAGUGAAUCCUGUAGCUUUUCAAUUAAUACUACUUAAAUUUGAGUUUUUA